AUGACUUCUAAAGUUCACUCACAAUUAAACGAAUCUGACAUCUAGAAAGUUAACUAUCCUGAUUUAGCUGAAGUCAGAUACGAUCAAAAUAGUGACAAAAUAUUUGUUGGAAUUCCAACUCAAAAUCAUUAUAUCCAAAAUGGAAUCCCUAUACCCAAUGGAUUUCUCAUUACUCCCAUUUAUAACAAUGAAAUUCCCUGCACAAAUGUCCCCUUUGAUGCCUAGGGAUCAGUAAUCCCAAUUUAAAUGCAAUGCAAAUACUGCCGCAAGAUUGGAACCACAAUUAUGCAACAUCGAGCUGGUCCAUAAACUUGGAUCGUUUCAUUUUUGCUUUUCAUUUUCUUCCUCCCACUAUUCUUUUUACCAUUCCUACUCGAAAAUUGCAAAGACAAAGUACAUUACUGUCCUAAUUGUGGAUAAUGUGUUGGGAAGAAGAAAUACAAAUUAUGCAAUAGUGAUUGA
Paramecium tetraurelia is the source of this 462-nucleotide messenger RNA. RefSeq lists its product as uncharacterized. Lineage: Eukaryota; Ciliophora; Oligohymenophorea; Peniculida; Parameciidae. Gene Ontology annotation, molecular function: zinc ion binding. The transcript is spliced from 2 exons. The record is from RefSeq and is a predicted model, not a curated record.